Messenger RNA from Papaver somniferum (opium poppy), 645 nucleotides. RefSeq lists its product as uncharacterized. The record is from RefSeq and is a predicted model, not a curated record. The transcript has a single exon. NCBI's taxonomy places the organism in Eukaryota, Viridiplantae, Streptophyta, Magnoliopsida, Ranunculales, Papaveraceae. The coding region runs from base 1 to 645 and encodes 214 amino acids.
AUGCCUUUGCCACAUAUACCCUUAGAUGAACCAGCCUUCUAUAUAAGUGAUUUUAAUGCCCUUUUAGGUCCUGAGGAUAAAAAUGUGGGUUUUGAAGUUGAUGAUAUUGAUUUCUUUAAUAUUAGGAAUUUUUGUAAUGUUUUUGAUUUGCAUGAUCCUGGAUUCUCUGGUCCUAGGUUCACUUGGUCUAAUAUGCAACAAGGUCCUGAUCUUAUUCUUGAAAGACUUGAUAGGUGUCUCAUUAAUCAGUAUGCUGAAUUUUUCUGCCCUAAAUUAUGUGUUAAUAAUAUUCCUAGGGACUCUUCUUACCAUUUCCCCAUGCACAUUGGUUUUAACUUUGAAGACAAUUUUAUGCCUAAGCCUUUUCACUUCAUGGCCAUGUGGAUGGAAGAUCCCACUUGCAGAGAUAUUAUAGCUAAUGCUUGGUCCGUUAAUGUAGUUGGUUCCCCUGCUUAUAAACUUAACGCUAAGUUUCUGAAUACUAAGAAAGGACUUAGGGACUGGAAUAAGACUUCUUUUGGUAACAUACAAACCAAUAUCAAAACUACUAGAGAAGAACUGGCAGAUCUCCAGACUUCCAAUCGUACCGACUCUUCUUCUACCUCUAUACUAAGGGCUAGAUUGGAAUAUUUGUAUAACCUUUAA